Capsella rubella is the source of this 1799-nucleotide messenger RNA. RefSeq names its product probable myosin-binding protein 6. The coding region runs from base 1 to 1665 and encodes 554 amino acids. Gene Ontology annotation, molecular function: myosin binding. The transcript has 2 exons. The record is from RefSeq and is a predicted model, not a curated record. NCBI's taxonomy places the organism in Eukaryota, Viridiplantae, Streptophyta, Magnoliopsida, Brassicales, Brassicaceae.
AUGUUUAUACAAUUGCUCUGUUUUUUCUUGUUCUUGUUUCUGCUUUUACAAGCCACCAUGUCUAAACGUUCUUUUAAGAAGUUCGUGGAACAAGAACUCGGAUCUCUUCCUCAUUUCCUCAUCUACACUGUUCUUGAAUGGAGCCUCAUCAUCAUCCUCUUCAUCGAUGGCCUUAUCGCCUUUCUAUCAAACCAAUUCGCCAAAUUCUUCGACCUAAACAUUCCUUGUCUUCUCUGCACGAGAGUCGACCACAUUCUCGUCCCUAGAGACCCUCAAUCGUAUUACAACGAGUCAAUCUGCGACUCUCACAAGAAGAAAAUCUCUUCUCUCGCUUAUUGCCAUGUCCAUAAGAAGCUCUCCGAGAUCAAACAUAUGUGUGAAGGAUGUCUUCUCUCUUUCGCCACCGAGAAAGACUCUGACUGUGAUACUUAUAAGUCUCUCAUCGGAAUCUUACACAAAGAUCUCGAGCUUCUCAUUGAUGAUGAACGAGACCUUCCCUUGGCGUUCAAGAAAGACGACAAUUUUGUUCAGUCAACAAAAAAUCUUGUAGAUCACAAGACUAAUAACAACAACAACAACAUUAAGAAUGAUAGCUUGAAGCAACAUUGUUCGUGUUGUGGAGAACUAUUGAAGAUGAAAUCUGAGAAGUUACCUAAGAACAACAAUUCUUUCCUGGCUCCCGCUCCUUCCCCUAGGGUGUCCAACAAUAAACAGUCUGAAAACGAAUCUGAGUUUAAGGAUCUGGAUAUGGACAGAACACCAAGUUUUGUUAGAGGAGGCAACAAGUUCUUCGGGAUCCCUCUGUCCGAUUCGGCGCAAAACAGUCCACGAUGGUCCGUUCGAUCACUUAAGAAACCCCUUUUGGAGAAGACGGAGAAUACUUCGGACACGGCAGAUCCAAACGGUGAUUCCAUCCUUCAUCAGCUUAAGAAAGAGGUUCGCUUGGACAAGAAGUCACUCAUUGAUUUGUAUAUGGAGUUAGAUGAAGAGAGAAGUGCUUCAGCUGUUGCUGCCAACGAAGCGAUGGCUAUGAUCACGAGGCUUCAAGCCGAGAAGGCUGCUGUUCAAAUGGAAGCUUUGCAGUACCAAAGAAUGAUGGACGAACAAGCAGAGUAUGACCAAGAAGCUUUGCAGUCGAUGAGUAGCGAAUUGGCAAAGAGGGAGGAGGAAAUGAAGGAGCUUGAAGCUGAAUUUGAGGCUUACAGAGAGAAAUAUGGAUGUUUGACAGAUGAAGACGAUGCAAGAGAAGAGUUUCUUGAACGAAACGGCAAUGCCAGUGCAGAUGAUGAUCACCAAGAAACUAAAUCAGUAUCGGAUUUGGCGGUCUGUUCUUCGAAUCAGGAGGAGAAUGGCGAAAGCGUCGAUCAAAAGGAGUCUAUUAAAUCCGAAGAAUCAGGAUGUUUCGCACAAACGAAACAUACAGAAGCAGAAAAUGAUGUCUCUAAAGAUGAAGAAAGAGAGAAUGAAAGCAAAGAAGGGAUAAUGAAAGAGCUUUCAGAGAUCACAGAGAGGCUAAGUGCUCUUCAGUCAAAUGGUGAACUGUUAAAGCAUAUUGCUGAUGUUUUGGAUAUUAGUGAAGGAGAAGCAAUGCUAUUGCAGAUAUCUCAAAACUUGCACAUGCUUCGUAGUUUUGUUGCUAUGCCUUCAGAAUCCACGAACUUGUAAUACAUCUUUUAUUGUUUCUUAGAGAACAAGAAAGCUCCCACGCCUUGUCUCAACUCUGAAAACAUUUUAUUUUAUUCUUUCUCACUAAAAAUGUUUCAGUUUGCUCCAUUCAAAAACCCAACCUUUAAAAUGCU